CCUUCACUAGAUUUCUGUCAGGCAGACCUGUUGCAACAUAGCACUUUUGCAAAGUAGAGGAACUGGUUUAGACACAUGCAGCACAAGGCAGCUGGGGUGAUUUUGCAAAGUGGUUGGUGCAUACAAGUCUGCAUUUAAGGAGGGUUGGAUUCCAUGAGCUCCUUACACGGAGGGUGUGUAGUGGAUAUUGGAGUUGUGACUGUGACAGUAACUUUCAUGGAAGUAUGCAGGCAGAAAAUGUGUCACAACUGAUAGUUGCAUGAUGCAAUUUUUUAUCGUGACUCUUGAACCAAGUUGAGCGAGGUUUAUCCUGUGGACUUUGUGACCCUCUGGAUACACUGUAUCGCAGAUGGCAAACAGAGACGCAGACACAGCGCUCUCUGCUGCACUGGAGGGGACACUGCAGCCUGGCUGCUUCACGCUGGCUCCCCAGGACCUCUCUGGGCCUCCUGUUGUCCAACCCUACCCACGAUCACCAAAGCUGCUCCGCAAGAGAGAGCCCACAGCAGCUCCUCUCACACAGGAGCAGCUGUCUAGAUACCUAGAGGAACUGAAGGCAGAAGAGGCCAGGACAGAGGCUCACCUUCAGUCCUUGAAGAAACGCAGAGCCAACAUAGUCAAAAGCGUGGAGGUGAUGAAACAGCAGGUGAAGGAGCGUUUUGACGUGAUGCGCGCUGCCCUGCAGAGGGACGAGCAGGCAGUGAAAGACUCCCUGGAGCUGGACCGGCGGGAGACCAGCACCAAGCUCAAUCAGGUCAUCAAGGACUGGCAGCAGCACCUGAGUGCUGUCCAGAAGAACAUCAACACCGCUCAGAGCGCUAUGGCAGCAAAAGGCAAUGCAACCCCUUCUACGGAUUUGCUAGAAGAAGUGAGUUGCCAUAAGAAGUCAGACACUGCUGAGGAGAGUAUCAGGCUGAACCAGGAGAGGUUCCAGGACCUACUCCGGAGACUCCAACAGAUCUCCACAGACCUGCAAGCUCAGCUACAGAGGAAGACCUUCUUACUUGAUGUAUCAAAUGUGGUGAUUGACAACGUCACCAGCCAUCCACAGAUCGCCAUUACAAGAGAAGGACAGAGCAUAUGCAUCUCCCCUGAGCCCAUUGGCGCUCAAAGUCAGUCGCACCCCCUGCAGUUUGACCAGGUGUACUGCGCCCUGGCCACCUCACCCAUCACCUCUGGGCAGCACUACUGGGAGGUGGACGUGCGCUGCUGCCCCGCCUGGGCAGUGGGCGUGACCUACUGCACCUUGCAGAGGAAGGGGCGGGACAAAGGUGCAAAGCUGGGACGCAACAGGAUGUCCUGGUGCGUAGAGCUCCGCGAUGGGCGUCUAACGGCGUGGCACAACGACCGCCACGUGGUGCCGACGGGUAUCCGCGGUGGGCGCGAGCGUCCAGGGACGGUGGGUGUGCUCGUGAACUACGAGAAGGGCCACGUGGCGUUUUACGAUGCCGACGGGAUGGAGCUCCUGCAGGAGUUUUCGGCUAAGCUGACGCCCGUGUUUGACCGGGUGCACCACCAGUUCGUGGAGCCCCUCUACCCAGCCCUGCGCUUCCUCAGGCCCCAGGAGGGGCAGCAAGGUCUGGGGCCCAGUCACAUGGAGAUACCAGACCUCAUGGCCUGACCUUAACAGGAGGGAAAUUGAGGAGAAGCCUAAUGGUGCUGUUCCCUAAGGUGUCUAUUUCAUAAAUUCAGACUUUGGUUCAAGACUGACUGACUUCGUUUCGCAUACCAGAGAUAACAGAGGUCAUUGAAAUUUCAUUAGAAAUGAUGACCUUCCAUAACAUUUACAUGUUCGAGGUGCAGUUAUAGGGUUAAUGGGGAUAUAGUUAUAGUUUAGAGCAGACUCCUAUGUUAGUGAAUGUAGUGUAGAUAUUUGGGCUACUGCAAGAAUUCAGAUGUACACGUAAUGCAUUAUGGAUUCUGAAGUCAAUAUUUUGGCAUCAAGGCAGUGUGGUGCAUUAGGCAAGUUUAAUGUAAUUAAAGACACUAUUGUUAAGCAUAAUGGAGCAUCUAUUCAUUAGUGGGCAUCAUAUCUACUGUAUCUUUCCUGUAUAAUAUAUCCCUUUUACAUCACAAUAUGAGCUGCACUGUAUUCCCACCCACAUAACCUGCUUCUCGAAUAAGGGUCAUUGACAUUUUCAGUAGCAAAAGAGAGGUGGCUCAACCGUAGCUAAUUCUGUUAUUGUAGGGAUUAAUAGAUAUUUUAGUACAAACCCCAACUCCAUAGAAGUUGGGACGCAAGCUUAAUUGUGAAUAAUAACAAAAUACUGCCAUUUUCAAAAAGUCUGGUUCUGACAUUAGUUGGAGAACGGUACAAAGAAAACAUAUCAGCUUAAAUGGUAGGUGUAUUCCUUGUCAUGUUUUUCAAUGUUUUCCUUUCUGUAGUGCUUACAGUGUGACAGGUCUUGACCAAAAGCCAGCCAUUUUAUGUCCUGCUGGUCCUUAUGUUGGAGUUAAACUGUUAAAACAUAGUAGAGAAUGCAAUUUGUCCUUACUAUGUGGCAGUAAUCGAAGAUCUCCCUUCAAAAUAUAAUGCACAAGUGGCUUUUCAUGCUGUUUAAAACCCAUUUAUUUCAUUCAGUACUGUAUUCAAUUCUACUGGUGAGUUAGAACAGCUUAACCAAUGUACUACUGCACCCCCAUGCCAUCAUGGAGGCUGACUUUUAGUUAGCACUAACACAAGUUGCAUGGUCAAUUUU
Engraulis encrasicolus (European anchovy) is the source of this 2699-nucleotide messenger RNA. RefSeq names its product tripartite motif-containing protein 14. Gene Ontology annotation, cellular component: cytoplasm. Gene Ontology annotation, molecular function: protein binding; ubiquitin protein ligase activity. Gene Ontology annotation, biological process: protein ubiquitination. Bases 350 to 1621 code for a protein of 423 amino acids. The record is from RefSeq and is a predicted model, not a curated record. NCBI's taxonomy places the organism in Eukaryota, Metazoa, Chordata, Actinopteri, Clupeiformes, Engraulidae. The transcript has 6 exons.